GUGUGUGUGACAGACCCCCUCCCAUUCUCCACCUCUUACCAGCACAAACAGCAGUGUGAUAUUUACAUUUCAAACGACAUUUACUUAUCUUCACCCUGCUAAUUCACAAUAUUAAUCUUUUAGAGAAGCAUUAGAGAAAUAAGACGCUGAUCUGAUCUUUUUCAUUCUGGCGAGGACCAAAGCAAGGAGUCUGCCAUCGUCAUGUCGCUUGUGACAUUGGGAAUCGCAGGAUUAUGAUGUUUUCUUGAAUGUUGUGUGUCGUGGGAGGUUUGGGAAUGGGAUCUCUGACGCCCUUAGGAAGCUGAAGACCCACUUUGAAAACAGCCUUUGUUUAUUGUUUUGAUCAAGUAAAAAUCAUAAUAUCAAAGACAUAUCUUCGCGUUAGGAUAGUACAUCGAUAGUUCAAUUGAAAAUAGACUGAAUUUGGACAUCAACUCUAGCCCGCAGUGAUGCUUCAGUGUCUGGACUGACUUUUAAUAUGCGCACUCAGACGGAAAUGGAAACCUGGACAUUUUAAAUCAUUGAUCACUUGGGACAGAUUCAUAAACAUAGACUAGCAACCAUAUCACAGCUCAAGCUGACAGCCAGAUGUGAAGGUGAUCGCGUUUCCUGGGCUUCCCUGAUCUAAGGGAUUAGUUGUAUUCGUCAUAACAGCAGAACAGUCUUCGGAGGGUCCAUCAUGCCCACCUCUCGGUCCGGCGCGUGCUCGGUGGAAUACUGGGUCGAUGGCUCGCGCCGAGAUGCGACAGUGGAGGAUUUCUAUAACAUGGGCCCAGAAUUAGGCAGGGGUGCCACAUCUGUUGUGUUUCGCUGUGAAGAGAAGCAAACUGAGAAACCUUAUGCUGUGAAGGUCUUGAAGAAAACUAUUGACAAGAAAAUUGUGCGGACAGAGAUCGGAGUCUUGCUGCGUCUCUCUCAUCCAAAUAUUAUUCGUUUGAAGGAAAUUUUUGAAACCGAGAUGGAGAUCUUUCUCAUCCUAGAGCUGGUCACAGGUGGAGAGCUCUUUGACAGGAUUGUGGAGAGGGGCUACUACAGUGAGAGAGAUGCAGCUCAUGUUAUCAAACAGAUCUUGGAGGCUGUGGCGUACUUACAUGAGAAUGGAGUUGUUCACAGAGACCUCAAACCAGAAAAUCUCCUCUAUGCUGACUUGUCAAUAGAUGCACCUCUUAAGAUAGCCGACUUUGGUCUUUCUAAAAUAAUCGAUGAGCAAGUGACGAUGAAGACAGUAUGUGGGACCCCCGGCUACUGCGCUCCUGAGAUCCUCAGAGGAAAUGCUUAUGGUCCUGAAGUUGACAUGUGGUCGGUGGGAGUCAUCCUUUAUAUUUUGCUGUGUGGGUUUGAACCAUUUUUCGAUCCAAGGGGGGAUCAGUACAUGUACAGUCGCAUUCUGAACUGUGAUUACGAGUUUGUCUCCCCCUGGUGGGAUGAAGUGUCUCUCAAUGCAAAGGAUCUGGUUAGUAAGCUCAUAGUGCUGGACCCUCAUAAACGUCUCACAGUCAAACAGGCUCUGGAGCACCCAUGGGUGCUUGGAAAAAUAGCACGGUUCUCCCACAUGGACACAACACAAAGAAAACUGCAGGAAUUUAAUGCUCGACGCAAAUUAAAGGCUGCUAUGAAAGCUGUGGUUGCCACAAGCAGGAUGCACGAGGGCUCACGACGGCGGACAGACAGCUGCGAAAUGCCUAACGCAGACAAGACCUCACGCCAGAGCAGCAUACAGAAGGACAACACAGUGGAUUCUCAGAGAGAGCCCAUUCCCAUUAAAGAGGGAUCUGAGCAGGUUGAAGAUGGAGCCCUGAGUCCCUCGUGUCCCCACCUCCACCCUACCCAUAAAUCUAAACCUUCUGUCCUAUCUGGGCCCAUGCCCACUCGCCCACCCCUCAUAGCAGAGGGACACAGGCAGACCUCGGUCCUUCCAAAGGCCCCAGUGGUUCGGCCCAGGGUGCCCAAGAAGAGCUGCUCAGUGGAUCCGGGAGGCAAACACGAGCCUUCGCUGGUGAGCACCUCCCCACCAAGUCCCAAGAACCUCAGUAAUGGUUUCUCCAUGAGCGUAGAGGCAGGCGGCAGUACGGCAGAAUGUCAGUAGCCUCGAAGAUCUAAAGAUUUGGAUUCUCACGGAAGACGAAGGAGGAAAAAGACGAUGCUUUAAAAAUACACUGAGAAUUUCUUCUUCUCCUCUUCCACGUUUGCCAUGUGAUAUUUUGAUAAUGGACUGACACAUGAUGAGCUGUUUCUUAAAGCUCUUCGUAUGGAGGCAUGUGGCUUUGAUGGCAACUUUAGGUUAGCAACACAGCAAACAUAGUUGUUUUCUCAUUGCACAAGCAGUGUGAAUAAGAUUGUCUCUCAUCUGAACUGAAAUUCAUGUUUCUCUUUCUUCAUUUGCUAUCAGAUACAGCUGUUCAUACAAUCCCAUUUUCUCUCUAAAGUUAGUGAGGAUCAAGUAUCUGUGAUGUUGUGAUAGUAUAUAUUUGUUUAGGAAUGACUGCUAAAAGACCCUUAAAUUUGUAUUGCAUACACUAUCUAUAUAUAUAUAUAUAUAUAAAGUGUAUCUUUAUAUGUCUUUUCCCACAUCUUAAUUCAACCUUUUUGUAUUAGCACAUUACAAAAAAUUCUUCAAUGAUUUCUAAAAGCUUAGACUAAUGGAAGGAUAUGACAGAAUGCCACACUCAAGGAUUAUGUUUUUCCCGGCUCAUCUUUGGCAGUUUAUCACCCAUCAAAUUGAUGUCAUUCAGGGUUACCACACUGAUGUCAAAUUCAGUCGCCCCCUUCUUCUCUCUUAAAGAUCUGGGAAUGUUUUAUUGAAAAUUGCACCUAAACUGCAACUGUACUACGAGAAAUCUUCUAUAUGAGGUGGAAUUAAUACAAUGCUUCAGCCACACUGUCUACCUCUUCUACUGUACAGGGGCUUCCAACUUCUCAAAUAGGUAAUUCUGCAGAGAUCUAGUCUUGGGAUUGAAGGCAUAGAAGAAUAUUUUUCAAUGUUGAAGGGCUGUUUUUUUUGUGAACUUUAUGUAGGCUAAAUUUAUCUGCCUCUAUGAACAUGUAACAGCAUUGCAAAAUGUUUCAGUAUAUAAGAUAGUUGCUUCUCUCAUUCUACUUUAUUUUGAUCUUUGCCAAACAAGAAUGCUUUGUUUAGACA
Molecule: messenger RNA, 3139 nt
Organism: Cyprinus carpio (common carp)
Lineage: Eukaryota; Metazoa; Chordata; Actinopteri; Cypriniformes; Cyprinidae
Product: calcium/calmodulin-dependent protein kinase type IV-like
Biological process (GO): protein phosphorylation
Molecular function (GO): ATP binding; calcium/calmodulin-dependent protein kinase activity; calmodulin binding
Source: RefSeq, a predicted model, not a curated record